Molecule: messenger RNA, 5400 nt
Organism: Diabrotica balteata
Lineage: Eukaryota; Metazoa; Arthropoda; Insecta; Coleoptera; Chrysomelidae
Source: the annotation of a GenBank genome assembly
UGGUUGACGAACAGGCAAAAAAAACCGGUUUUGGAAGAAAAACACAGUGAUGAUGAUAAAGAUGAUGAAGACAUCACCGAUUUACCUAGACCUACUUUACUUAGACGGCCUAAGACCCCAGAAACAGGUGAUCCGGUUCAAAUAGCAAAGAAGAAAGAAAAAGGUACAAUUAAAAAGAAGCCUUGUACUCCUCCUUGUAUAUGUAACAAAGAAAGUGAAGUUAGUACUAAAAUUGAGCCCACUAUAAGUCACAGACUAGGAUUUAAAUAUGUUUAUGAGGCACCAACAGUUGAAGGCAGACGUGUAUACGUUUCUCCUCUAAAACGCAAAGAAGAAUACUAUAACAAACCAUUAACAAAUCGAUAUCAUUGUAAAUAUGCAAGUGCCUUAAUGCCCAGGCCCAUAUCAAAAAGAAAAAUCGAUAUUACGCUUGCUGUUCCUUCACCAGAACCUAGUUCGGCAAAAGUGGCUCUUCGACGAGCAACUCCAUCACCGAGCAUAGAACCUUUUUCUCCGGAACGACCUGAUGAAGAAGGACUAGAAGUAAAAAAACCCAAAAGUGGAAUCUUUAUUAAUGUCAAAGAAUCGGAUAAACAAAAACCAGCCAAAGUUGAAGACUAUGAUAGUUUUGAUUUAGUGUAUCAAAGACAACCUAGACCCCGUAGUCCCAAUUAUGUUAAAGAGAGAAAACAAAAAAUGAGAGAUCGUUCAGGUCUCACAGAUAUAACCGAAGAUGAUGAAACUCAUACGCCAAUAUCUAAAAAAAGAAAAAAGAGAUCAAAACGUACACAUAAAAAGUCAGUAACAGAUGACGAGAUGGACGGUAUUACAUCAGAUAAUUAUUAUGAUGGAGAGGGAGAAGAGACUAAUGUGUAUUUAACAAAAAUGUUUCGAAGAAAAGUUUCACUGACGUCUGCUGCAACUUCUUACCAGAGUAGAGAUAUUCCUCAUUCCACUAUAUCACUUGUUACGGAUGCUGGUGUUGACAAAUACAUUCAAAAAUUCAGAAGAGAUUCAGAAAUGAAAAAAUUUCAACCAAAGAAAAGAAAGAUUAAAAGGGGAACACUCCAAAGUCAUUCAUUCACCGAUAUGUAUCAGCCUAUUUUAAAAGACUUCUUUUUUGGAUCGAUGCAGGGCACUAUGCACCAGGGUGAUUUAUCGUUUCCUGAAUCCAUUAGAAAUAAACAAGGAUUGUGUAUGCCAGUUGCAGCUUAUUGUUACUCUAUGUUAACUCACCCAAAUAAAUGGACAACUGAAACAAUUGACAGAAUUUUGUCUUACGGAAACCAAUUAUUCAUGGAUAGUAUAGAGAAGAAUAUCUUUUAUAGUACUGAUAAAGAAUUUAAAAGGGAAGAUCUAAUUAAAUAUUGCAUUAUUGGCUGCAAUAAGAUGAGGUUUUCUGUCGAAGAUCCAGAUGUAACAGGUUAUAUAAGAUCUGACGACAAAAGAGUUUUUAACUUAACAAAAGCUUUAAAAAUAUUUUUCUACCGUCAAACGGCAGGCAUUUUUAAAACUCAAGACAUAUGCAUAGCAAUUUGGAAAAAUAAGUAUUUAUAUAUGUUUGAUGCAAGGCCAAGAACUAAAGAUUUGUACGUUUGUUGUGCUGGAACUGCUGUAAUGGCUAACUUUUACGACGUAACAUCCUUGGCAACAGUUUUGCUAGGUAGAUCUAAUUUUGCAAAUUGGUCUUUCGCUAUAUAUCCCUUAAAGGUUUUUAAAGUAAUGCAUAUAGACGACUUUGAAGAAGAAUCAACCGUAAUCUUAGAUGUUAAAAGUGAAUAUAUUAUUUUAAACGAGAACAAGGCUGUUGUUCUAGCUUCUUUUGAUUUGGCAGAUAAAUAUUUUGAUUUCUCCAGAAAUAUGCAGUCCUUGCCUAUGUCAGUAAUAGCUUUGGUCUACUCCCGUAUAACUCAUCCAAGCGUUUGGCACCGUAGAACUUUGGAUAAAAUACUAAUUUUGGGAAACCUUCUCUAUAACGAAUGUAUAGAGUGCAAAAAUGUUUUGGAAUUAAAACUCGAAAAUUUACCAGCUUUAUUUACUAUCGGCCCAUAUAUUGUUGAAAUUUAUAUUUUCGGCAAUGUUUUUGCUGACCUAAUGUACAGAUCCUGUGUUUGCCAACUGAAAAGAUGUUUUGAACAAUUCUUUGGAAAAUGUACGAACGCUAUACUCCAAAUUGGACAAUGUCACAUGGCUGUUUGGAAACAAAGAAACAUGUUAUAUUGCUUUGAUCCUUAUUCUAGAAACACUGAAGGAUAUGCAACAGCCCGUGGUGUGGCUUGUGUCUCAAUGCAUUCAACUUUGGAUUCUCUAAUUGAUCUGGUAGCUACUAAUUACGACAAAGAUGCAGUAUUUUAUAUUCAUGCUUUAAAAGUUUGCAAAAUACAUAGAGAUCCUUGUCAAGCUGGUCGAUUUCCAAGACAUCUUUCCAUGGACGAUUUUCCUGUAGACACAUUCAAAAAGUAUAAAAUAAAAAAAUCCAAAAAGAAUGCUACAGAAAAACCGAUAACUGUUGAUUACUCAGCAAUAGCUAUGAGAAGGCUUCUAGCAGAGGAAAGCCCGCACGGUUCCAUAUUAGAAAUAGGCUCUACAGUUGGAAGUAUUGGCAUGGAUCAACUAGGAUUACCGUCAUAUCAAAAACGUGUCCCCAGUUUGAUAUUAAAAGCCGAUUUUAAAAAGGCGAUGGAGGAAGUGAUUGCAGAUUUGGACAGCCCAAGUCUGGAAGAUACACAGAUUGAACCUCCACUGCCUCAACAGACAAGCGAGGAAAUAGAGUUUAUGGAUUUAGACGACUUUGAACCGACUAUGGAAGAAAAAGAAAUGGAAGAACCACAAGCUGAAGGAGAAGGUGGCUUAGCAAAAGGGUUUAUUCAUGACGCAGAAGCAGAAGGUGAAUGGGAAAGAAAAAAAGGACAAAUGGAAAAAGAAAUGCUCCAAGAACCAGAAGAAUGGUACUACGCAACCGAUAAGUCCCUCCAGAAAGAUAUGGCGAUGGAACCGAGCAGAGUAUCUGAGGAGGUAAAUACAGAACUUACCUAUUUUCCAAUUAAGAAGGAAAUUCUCUAUCCGACCUAUAUUAGGGGGAAACAACAAAUGAAAUAUCGUCUCCAAAAAUAUAAGUUUACCGAAGAGGAUUGGGAAAAUUAUUUACCUCCUUCUCCACCAGACCUAACGCAAUCACAAGAACUUAAAAAAGAUACCAACUUUAUAGAUCUUCCAGACGACACUCAAAUAAUUCUUGGUAGUAAGAAUGUAGCUCAUUUGGGAAAAACUGUCGAAUAUAUAGCUCCAUUUGUGUGUAUAAUGGCUAAUGUUGUUGCCAAAAAAUACUCUAUUAUUUCUUGGACUGGUGAAAUAGUGGAUUAUAUAUUGAGGUGUGGCAAUGAGUUAUAUUCAGCAUCCAAAUUUAGAUAUGACCAGGUAUCAAAACUAGAAAUUCCAAGAAUAACUCUGGGAAACAACGCUUAUAGUGUCCUGGUUGAAUACAUUUUCGAUAGCUAUAUUAGACAAAACAUUCUGGCUCUUGCUUUGGAGAAGAUUUUGUUUGUAAGAUCAGACACUGGAGUAUUGGUGACACCAUCUUAUGCCUGUGCUGUAAUGCAUAAAAACUACUUGUAUUACUUAUUUGAUCCUUUUGGAAAUAACGAAGUAGGAUUAAGUGAAGGACCUAGUCAAAAAGGCGUAACUUGCUUUGCGAGAUUUAAAGACCUUCAUUCUCUAACAAUGAGAAUUCUAUAUAACAAGAAAAAACGAGAAAGUGCAGAAGAAGUUGCCUAUAGUAGGUUCGUUUUAAGUUCUGUGAAAGUAAAAGAAAUUAUAAACUUUGCUGAAAGGGGUAAACCAAAAAAGAAGAAAGACAAACGCAAAAUUGUAUUGUCUGAUGAAGAAGGAGAGGGUCAACUUACCGAAUAUUAUAUGGAGGAGGCUGAAGAAGAAAUGGAUAAAGAAGAAAAGGAAGAAUAUCCAGAAAACAAAGUAGGAUACCACUAUCAAUCGGGAUAUUGUACAAUCCUCGGUACCAAAGCGCUCCCCGGCCGAAAAGCCGUGAGCGCUGAUCUUAAGGAAGAUCAUUUUAUCUGUGUUUGUGCUUGUCUUCUACUGCUGACGACUCCCGUCACUAGAUGGGAUACCAGAAAGGUAGAUUUGGCCAUUGAUUAUGGAAUUCACGUAUAUUCCCAUGCUGACGAUUUAUUGAUUUCUGAAAAGCGAACAAUAAAAAACAUUUUGGUAGGUAAACACUUUUUCGACAUAAUUAUCAAGUUAAUUAAAAUUGAAGACUGGAAGCAAAACCGAAAUCUAAGCAAAGGAAUAGAUUACCUUCUAGCAAAAAAACUCUCUUAUUUUUUGGUGCAGUUUGCCAAUGCUAGCUACGUAAUCCACAAAACUCAGGAUGAGAAAUAUCACAUCUUUGAUCCAUAUGGCCAACCAAAGAAUCAACCUGCUGGUUGGUUAAAAUGUCGGGACAUAAGGGAGCUUAAGUGGCAAUUAAAAAAGAAGAUACUACGAGAUUCAAAAUCAUACAACUUUUACACAUUUGAAGUCACAUCGAUCACCAAAGCUCCCAAAGACUUGGUAAUAAGUCACGAAUUACAAACUUACGAUAUGGUAACAGCGGAAAGAAAAGAAAAGCAAAAUAUACCAUUUUAUGAGGAUGUUGAAUGGUUAAAAGUGGAUCCCAUUGCGUGGUCCAGAAAGAAUGUUAAAGCUCCUAAUGGUAAAAUCAGAGGAACUCCUGAGAACCUUUGGCAUAAUUGGGAUGAAGAAUAUCCAAAGGAUCUAUAUUCUUUAAUGGGAAAUGUUAAUGAAUAUUCGACAAGAUUUUCGUCGAAAUCCCGAGCAAAGCAAACGUUAGCCAAUUUAGUGACAGCCAUCGGUAUGACCAAGAUCUACGAAUUAGAGGAAUGGAAUUCUGCUGUGGUAGAUUCAGUGUUAGUCAAUGGCGACAACUAUUUCCGUGAAUGUAUGGAAAAUAUAUCUGAAGAAGAUUACGAGUUGACGAUAGAUGAUUUAAAUGCAGAGUGUUCCAUCUUUCCUUUCUCAUUUAGAGUUAACUUCAAUCCAAUUGUGGAGGGUACAAUGUUUUUAGUUAGACCCACGCAGUAUAAUCUUUAUAAAGCACUUUGGUACUUCUUCAAUAAUGUAAGCAACCGUUGCGGUAUAAUAUUUGUGACAAGACAACAAAGUAAAAGACAAGUAGCUUUUGGCAAACUAAGAGAAUCGGAAUACUUCAUGUUUGAUUCGAGUUGUCGAGGCAGUCCGAUGUUUCUGCAAGGAACUGGAGUUGCGUAUAUUCUAAGAAUGACAACCCUCAACAGAUUGCUUCAUGUACUAACGUUGACGUUAAGAGGUGGAGACUUUUAUAUUUACGAAGUGGAAGUUACUGAUUUAAAACCAAUUAAUUAA